CUCCGGUCAGGUUGGCUGCUGCUGCUGGUUUUUAACACAAUUCAAAGUCAAGUGUAGUUUUAAGGAGUCACAUCUCCGGAGAGCAGAGCCGCUCACUGCUCACUCCUGCACCCGAACACCAGCUGUGUUUGUCGGAUACAAAGUGCUCACAGGAGCCGGUAAGCACCGACCGGGACCGGAGAUAUAAGCGGGUUUUUGUGCCAUGUUUUUCUAACGGAUAAUUUGAUGAAGCCCACACCUGCAGCUGACUGUCCACUGUGAAGCAGGAUGAACGGAUAUGAAACUCCAGCUCUCGCCUCCGGCAUCUUUGGCUCCUACAGCUCACAGAUCAACGGCCAUGGCUCUCAGUCUCCGGAGCCUCCUAAAAAUAAAGCCAAGAAGUCCAGUGCCAAAGCUCUCUACGAACAAAGAAAACACUUCACUAAAACCAGCAUCAACAGUCUGACAGACACGUCGCAGUAUCAUGUGGAGCACCUGACCACAUUCGUGUUGGACCGUAAAGACGGGAUGAUCACAGUGGAUGAUGGCGUCCGUCGUCUUCGUCUGCUGGAUGCUAAAGGAAAAGUUUGGACUCAGGAGAUGUUGCUGCAGGUGGAGGAGAAAACUGUCAGCCUCAUCGACCAGGAGACGAAGAACGAGUUGGAGAACUUCCCCAUCGCCACAAUCCAGCACUGUCAGGCUGUGAUGAACGCCUGCAGCUACGACUCCAUCUUGGCUCUGGUUUGUAAAGACUCAGGUCAGACCAAACCUGACCUCCACCUGUUCCAGUGUGACGACAUCAAGGCGAAUCUGAUCCAAGCAGACAUAGAAAGUGCCAUGAUCGAUGCCAAAGGAGGCAAAGUGAAGAAGAGACCAGAGACGCUCAAGAUGAUCCUGAAGAGUGACGGGAUCAUCCCCCCUCCCCCUGCUGCUCCUGCCCCCGAACCACCGGCACCAUCCAAUCAGGUGGACGUGAAGAGUCGAGCAGCCGCAUGGUCAGCCUGGACCAAUGAGCAGCAAGACUAUGAGAAGCAGCGGCAGAUAUCAGAAGAGGCCGGACCUGUGGAGAUGACUGCAGCCAGAGUGGACCGAGACGUGCAAAUCCUGAACCACAUCCUGGAUGACAUUGAGUUCUUCGUCACCAAACUUCAGAAGGCUGCCGAGGCGUUUAACGAGCUCUCCAAAAGGAAGAAGGUCAAGAAAGGGAAGAAGAAAGGUCCAGGAGAGGGCGUCCUGACUCUGCGCUCUAAACCUCCCGGUGAGGACGAGUUUGUCGACUGUCUGCAGAAGUUCAAACACGCCUUCAACCAGCUGGGGAAACUCAAGGAUCACAUCCAGAACCCGAGCGCAGUCGACCUGCUUCACUUCCUCUUCUCUCCUCUCAGGAUGGUGAUCCAGGCGUCGGGCAGCGUGGAUCUGGCCCGCAGCGUCGUGGUUCCUCUUCUGACCAGAGAGGCCAUCGACUUCCUGCACGCCUCAGGAACAGCCGAGGAGAGACACGUCUGGGUCGCCCUGGGAGACGGCUGGACCAAAUGCAGGUUGGAGUGGCCGAAGGAUCAUUACUUCCCCCCGUGUGUGCUGACGUUUCGGGACGGCUGGGAGCCUCCAGUGUUGCCAGUGCACCCAGCUGUGACUCCGUCCAGAGAGCAGGAGCUGACGCAGCUGGCCGAGAGUCUCGCCAACGCAGAGAUCCAGAGACAAGAGGAGCUGAGGAGCAGACUGGAGCAGUCGGCGGUGCAGAAGUUCCCUCCUGCAGACGGGUACGCCUUCGCAAACACCUCCUACAAACGCAUGCAGAUCCUGGAUCAGGAAUCGGCCAUGGCUGCUUUUAAACAGGCCGUCAGCCGCCGCGUAGACCGGAGUUUUGAUGCCGACAGCAGAGUCCAACCAAAACUGUUUGCCAAAUCUAAAUAUGACUUUGUGGCAAGAAACAACACGGAGCUGUCCGUCCUCAAAGACGAAGUCGUCGAGGUUAUUGACGACAGGAAGCAGUGGUGGAAGGUUCGUAACGGCUGCGGGGCGUCCGGCUAUGUGCCAAACAACAUCCUGGAGAUCACCAAAGCUGUGGACAUUACCGGCAGAGGAGAGCCCAUCUACAGCCACACCAUACAGAAGCAGACUACCAGGACAGACUACAUCCCCAGUAAACCAGUAGCGACUCCAAUGCCUCCUGCUCCAACACCGCCCCCUCCGGCCCCCGUCAGGCUUCCCACGCCGCCACUGCCUCCUCCAGCUGCCGAGCCCCCCAAGCCGGCUGCCAGCGGCAGUGCGGUCAGUCGUCAGAACAGCACCACGUCCAGUGACAACGGCAGCGUUGUCACGAGGGACCACAACAACCAGAGGCCUGCAUCCGUCAACCGCAGGAAAUCCAACAUGGAGGAAGUUCAGGAUGAGCUGAUGCACAGAUUGACUUUAGGUCGCAGUGCUCAGAAGAAGUUUCAGGUUCCGUCUCGCAGCGGCAGCCUGCCGUCCAACAGCAUCACCUACGACUCGUCACCUGAUGAUGUCAAGGCCUGGUUAGAGGCCAAAGGCUUCAGCCCAGUCACCAUCACCAGCCUCGGCGUGCUGACCGGCGCUCAGCUGUUCUCGCUCAACAAGGAGGAGCUGAAGACGGUUUGUCCCGACGACGGAGCUCGAGUCUUCAGCCAGGUCACCGUCCAGAAGGCCGCGCUGGAGAAGAGUUCAGGCUCUGAGCUCCAGGAGAUCAUGAGGAGGCGGCAGGAGAAACUGGCAGCCAGCACCUGUGAUUCAGGGGUGGAGUCUUUUGACGAAGGCAGCACCCACUGAGCUCCACACACACAGCUUCCUCCCUUCCUCCCUCCUGCUUUACUUCCCUCUUUAUUUUUUUUUCUUUUCAAACUGCAGCCUGCUGUUUUCUCGCACUCUUGAUCCUCAGGCGGCGGCCGACCAUGCCGAGUUUUUGGAGAUCAUGCGGCGCAGGCAGGAGCUCCUCAGCUCGUCUCCAUAGAAAGAAAUAUUAAAAACAAAACAAAAAAAACAACCAACCAGCCGACUGACUUUUGGACCGUCUGAUAUUCAAACCGAGAGAAUUCUGCCAUGUUUGCCUGACGUACACGUGAACACUUGUGGGACUCUGGAGGAGUUUUUGUUGGUGUUUGUAAAAAGUGAAGAAAAGCUGCUCAGUAGCUCAGUUUCCAAAGCAAAGCCUCUCAGUAUUAAUGAACGGCUGGUAGUUUGUUAGCUUCAGUUUGUGCCUCUCAGGUGGAGCUGCAACGAUUCGUCAAUUAAUCCAUCUACAGAAAAUAAAUCUGCAGCUAUUUUGGUAAUCUUUUGAUAAUUUUUCAAGCAGAAAUGACUAAACUUGACAUUUCCAUUCUCUCAAAUGUGAAGAGUUGUUGCUCCUCUCGGUCUUACUUUGUAGUAAAUUUAAUAUUUUUGGGUUUGGGAAUGUUGGUUGGACACAGACAGACAUUUGAGGAAGCCACUUUAGGCUGUAGGAUAUUAAAACAGGCUUUUCCAAUGUUUGUAGCCCAAACGAUUAAUUGAGAAAAUAAUCUAUGGAUUAAUUGUAACAAAUAUAAUCGUUCAUUUCGCAUGUGUCGUCACAUUUGAGUCACAGAGAUAAACAUUUGUUUCUGAAAGACUAAACCCCGACAACACUUACCGCUACGUAUUUCUAACGUGGAUGUAAAACAUUUAGUCCAUUGUACAAUAACUAACCUGAGGCCUGGUCCGCACAAACACAGGUGUUUUUUUAAAGCUUUUCUCUGUGUUAUGGUCUUUUCGUCCACACAAAUGGAAUUUUAUGUCACUGAAAACAGAGCUUUUGUACAGACACAAAGUGAUUUUGCCAAGUAGGAUAUGUUCCUGGACGAACAUCCUCUUGCUUCUUUAAAAAUCCGUUUGUGCUUCGUCUGAGCUAGUUUUCCAAAUUGAAGUUUAUACAAUUGAACAAAAUCUGUGUGAGCUGCUGCAGGGUUAGCGAGCUAGCUUGCUAACUAGGUAGGAAAAUGUGUUAAUAGCAGGUAUUUGCAACUGAAAAUAAUAUCAUCCAUAAUAUUUGCUAGUUAAUAAUUGAGUCUAUUGGCAAGCUUUCGUGUUAGCAAACCUACUUAGCAAGCUCGCUAAAAUUGUAGCCUAUUGGCGAGUUUACCAGGAACUCAGGGGGAGCUCUUCUGUAUGGAGUUUGCAUGUUCUCCCUGUGACCGUGUGGGUCCAAAGAGAUGCAGGUUAAUUGAUGAAUCUAAAUUGUCCAUAGGUGUGAAUGUGAGUGUGAAUGGUUGUCACAGAUGUUUCAAGACUUCGGGGUUGCUGAUUAGACUCUUUGAGGACUUGAAAAUACCUUCAAAUAUUAGGAGAGUGUUAUUAAUCAACAAUCUGGAUUAUGUCACAGAUGGUCACAGAUUUGUCUUUCAGAAAAGCAGAUGUUUAACUCAACGACUCGAAUGUACUGACGAUAAACGAGAGGCACAAACUGAUGUUCGUAGUCCAUAUAACUGACGGGUUGAUGGUUUGUACAGAAAUACAUUUAAGUGAAUGUUGGUUUGAAUAUAUUGUUCUAGUGAACACAUAAAUAGACUGAUUAAUAUUUACUGUACAGUUCAGAUUUUUUUUGGCCAAGAACAUCAUGAUAGUCAUAGUAUAUAUAUUUUUUUUUAUUUUGUGAUUAUAUCAAAGGUUUAAAUGAAUUAAUAUAAUUGAUGAUAGCUCUGAUUGACUGAGAAACAAAAGACGUGAAAAUCCUUUCUCUUGAAAUGCACAAUAACUUUAUUAUAAUGUCUGAUUUAAGGACAUCACGUGAUUUAGAGUUAGAGACAUUAUUACACACAGAUCUCUUGAGAUGUUAUUAGAUUUGGCGAUCAGCCUUUUUGCACAAUAAAUAAUGAAAAUGUUUCUGAGCUGAAGGCGAGUGAAGAAUCAAACCUGUAAGAUGAUUUUUUCUUUUUUUUUUAAACUGCUGUAAAAAUCUGUUUCUGCUGACGUUUGUGUUAAAAGUUCAAAUGUCGUCCAAAGCGAAUGUAGUCUGACUCAGCGAUCCUCCCAUUGUAAACCUGAUGAAUGUUUUCUUCAGGCUCCGCCCACCGCCACAGGGAGCCUCGUGUGUUUAGAAACAAACGGUCCCGUCAGUCAUCUGACAUCAUCAUAUUUUGACCAACAUACUGUUAAUGUAAACAGGAAGUGCUUGUCAUGCAGAGUGACAGCAGCGAACAGACUGUAGCCUCCAGCUGACGAUGCUAACGAUGACCUGAAGAAACUCUACGACUGAUCUACGACUAAUCUUUAAUUAUACGCAGCUGUUUUGUGAACAGAAUGAAGACUUUAUAGAUUAUAUAAAACUAAAGCACAGUACUGAUUUAAACUGAUUGUUCUCAUCAUGACUCUGUUGUCGUUCAUGCUUGUUUUAUUCAGUCAUCUCAGGUCAGCUGAGGCUGCGUCAGCAAAUACCGUCACUGACGCUGACUGACGGGACACUAUAAACAUUUGUUCGGUGGGAGUUGUGUUUUCUUCUAUACUGUAAAUUCUCAAAUAGUUCAAGUGUCAGAGAGGCGGGUCUUUGUUCCUAAUGUCCACUGUUACCCAGGUGAUACAGACUCAACACUUCCUACAUGUUUGUUUUCAGGGUAAAUUCAGUUUAAUGAAUAUUUCCACAGUGCUAAUUCAUGUGUACAUCAACAGUCAUGUCACCACUCAACACUGUUUUCACUCACUAAUCAUUUCCAAUGUCGAUCACUGUGAAGCUGCUGUCAGUCAAAGUUAACUCGUGAAACACCCAUAAACCUUUUCUGUCCCAAAAUGUAUCUCAGAGCAUCUGAUAGCGAUAAGAAAAAUAUUCUGAAACCAAGUUCAAACUCAUGCCAAGACUGUCCCUAAUUUAUAAUCUGUGUGAAACUCACUAUGACUGUAACGAAUGUAACUGAUAAAGGAUCCUUUAUACUUAUGAUGAGACUGACAAAUAAACUGUAUUUAAUAUCAGUGACAUCAUAGUUGAUACCAAUCAGACACACUUAAAAAUUAAAAAGAAAGGGGAAAAAAAGGAAAAUUAAAACAGAAAAGCCACUUUGCUAACUAUAAAAAUGAAGCUUAUUAUAGUUAACUGAAACUAUGUGGGAAAACCCUUUUUAAAGUAACUGAAUUCAAAAUAAAAAAUAUUUUUUGUUUUUUUUCUAAGGUCUAACUGAAACAAUAUUGUGUACGUAUAAAUUUAAAAAAAUGAAAUUAUACAGGAAACGUCUUUUAGUCAAGUUUGUCAACGCAACAAACACAAGGAGGCAUUAGUGGGUAUGUGUGUAUUGAGACAGGGACGUCUAUGUGACUGAGUCAGUUGCCUUCACAAGGUGCUGUUUGUAUUGUAAUAAGUAUUCUGAACUUCAAAAUUAUUUUCUGUGACAAAUACCCCCCUUAUUAUAAUAAAGGAAAUUAAAUUACUACUGAAAUCAUUAAAAACUGAAUUAAAAUUGAAUUUUUUUUAACAAAAACUGAACUGAAACGAUCACUGAAUAGAAAAAUAAUUAAAAAAAUAAAUAAUGAAAAAUACAAUACCGCAUAAACUCUGAUUAAAGAUUAAAAAACAAAAAAAACAAAAACACAAAAAAGCUAUUUUUUUAACAAUAAAAACUAAACUGAAAUCAGCAAACACUCUGGAAACUAACUGAAACUAAAACGAACAGAAAAAAAUAAAAUAAUUUUAUUUAUAAAAAACUAAUGAAAAGUACAAAACUAAUAAAUUCUGAUUUAGAAAAAAUUAAUGCUAUAUAAUGAUAAAACGGUGUUCACUUGAGAUUCACUUUUCUGAAACCACAAGAUAAUUAGCUCAGAAUAAUUAGACAAAUCAACUUUUUUUCCCCCAGUUAACACGAUUAUUAUCUUGGAAAUUAAAUGAAAGAUUUAAAAGAAAAACAUUUUCUCGUUUUACUGAAUUAACAAGGUAGUUAACUUAUCAAUUUUCAUUUGCAGUUUAUUUCCAUUAAAACUUCAAUCAGAAUUCUGACAUAAUUAUCUCAUUAAUUCAGAAAAGCUGAGUAGAAUUUUUACUCUUAAGUGAAUGUAUUAUCCUUCUGUAUGCAGCAGUGUGAGUUAUUACGAUACUCGAGAUACACUGAAUGUGCGUGGUAUUAAUGGUGAAGUGAAGUGUGCAGGUCAAGUGUUUGGUUUGUGGCAGCAGCAAAAAUAAGUGUCAAAGUGGAGAAAUUAACAAAUGAAACAGCAGCAGAGUGGUCAGUAUGACAUGACUCUAUGUUCUGUACACUGCAUUAAAUUUACCAUACAAGUCAUUGUAGUAGAAGUGACUCCACCCUUUGUAGUUAAAUGUUUCCUUGAGUUUAUUCACCUGACCGUUACCUGUUCAUGCAGGUCAUGAACUUCCUCUGUCACUGUUCAAUCACCUGCUGCUAUUUGAGAAUUCACAGUAAACUCUGCUUCUGUAAAUAAAGUCUCAGCAAACAAAAAGCUGUUUCGACAAAAAAUAUCAGUAAGCAAAAAAAAAUCAUCAUUUCUACACAAACUAAGGAGACGACUGUUUCUGAUCCGUUUCUGCUGAGUAGCCUGAAGCAGCAGAUCAUCCUCUAGCUGGAGAAAUGUUAUUUAAACAUGUGUAUGCUUUCAUACGAGAUGUACAAGAAUCAGCCAGUACAUUCUGAACUCACUGUGGCAUCGAUUGAUUGUAUCCAUUUUGUUUUCCACUUAUGCACUUAAUUUUCUCGGGCCGUCCUCGUGGUCGAGUGUAAAGGAUGUAAACGGUGGAAUAACUGAAUGGGAGAGGUGGUUUGUCUGAACUGUAGCACAACACUGUAAUUACACUAACGAUGAUUAAAGCUGAGUAGAUGUUAACGAGAGCAGAGUAAAGUGUAUUUAGUGAACUGUCCUCGUACCCAAACAGUUCUAGAGGCCAAUGAGACAGAAAUGUUAUUUGUAAGUGUAUAGUUUUCAUGGUGCCUUUUCCAUAUAAAUCUGCUCAUUCUGCAAUAAAACAUUUAUAAAACUC
Messenger RNA from Epinephelus fuscoguttatus (brown-marbled grouper), 7921 nucleotides. It is a transcript of the gene eps8a, whose product is annotated as epidermal growth factor receptor pathway substrate 8a. Gene Ontology annotation, molecular function: actin binding. Lineage: Eukaryota; Metazoa; Chordata; Actinopteri; Perciformes; Serranidae. Gene Ontology annotation, biological process: positive regulation of ruffle assembly; Rho protein signal transduction; regulation of Rho protein signal transduction. The transcript has 21 exons. The coding region runs from base 268 to 2766 and encodes 832 amino acids. The record is from RefSeq and is a predicted model, not a curated record. Gene Ontology annotation, cellular component: plasma membrane; ruffle membrane; vesicle.